This is a messenger RNA of Baudoinia panamericana UAMH 10762, 1507 nucleotides long. RefSeq lists its product as uncharacterized. Gene Ontology annotation, molecular function: oxidoreductase activity, acting on NAD(P)H. The coding region runs from base 394 to 1446 and encodes 350 amino acids. Lineage: Eukaryota; Fungi; Ascomycota; Dothideomycetes; Mycosphaerellales; Teratosphaeriaceae. The transcript is spliced from 2 exons. The record is from RefSeq and is a predicted model, not a curated record.
AAGGCCACAGCUGAUCUUUACUGGUCUUCGCCAUGCUUCCCAUAUGGCUCGCGUGAAAAACACAGCUUCUUAUGGUAGACGGCCUGAUAUAAGGAGGUGAAUUGCAACCUACAAGAAGCUUGUCAGUCUUGUUGCCAUUGAUGAGGGCUGCAAUACUACGGCACACGAUUGCGAUCGGCAAUGACGAUUUCUAAGCUACCCAUUGCCGAUGGCGUUGUUAUACCCACUUACCCCAACAGUUGCAGAUGGAUAUAUUGCGGUGGAAAUUCACUCUUGCCAGCGCUGCUAAAAAUUGCAAGGCAAUCCAUUUAGGUCGAUCAGAGACCACAUCGAUUUGGUGCCCGGAACAUUGUACCAAGAAGACACUCUGAUCAUAAUCAUAGCUUGGCUGCGAUGAAGGAAGCCAUCGUACACGCAGGGCCGAGAGUUGAGAUCAUCGACUCACCAAUCCCGCAACCGCAAGCUGGCCAAGUAGUCAUCAAGGUCGCCUUCAGCGGCAGCAACCCAAAGGAUUGGAAGGUGCCCGAAUGGAUGACACAAACCCCACCAUUGAACCAAGGCGAUGAUAUCGCUGGUACCAUCCAUGCAGUCGGCGACGGUGUCACAGAGUUCAAGCCCGGAGACAGAGUGGCAGCGUUCCACGAGAUGCUCUCUCCGCACGGCAGUUACGCCGAAUACGCGGUAGCGUGGGCUCAUACGACCUUCUUUCUACCGCAGAAGACAAGCUUUGAGGAAGGUGCCGCCCUCCCGUUGGCAGCUCUGACUGCUGCCGUUGGUCUAUACGCCAGUAAUCGCCUUGGCCUCCCACAGCCAUGGAGUCCUGCAACCAAGCCAAUACCAUUGGUGAUAUACGGAGCGUCUUCGGCAGUGGGCACCUACACCCUGCAACUGGCGCUCCGGUCAAAUAUCCAUCCAUUAAUUUGCAUCGCUGGUCGUGCUCAACAGCACGUCGAGAACAUGAUCGACCGUUCGAAAGGCGACACUAUCGUCGACUACCGUAAAGGUGAUGAAGCAAUCGUACAAGGUAUCAAGGACGCACUCAACGGCAAGAAGCUGGAGUAUGCUUAUGAUGCUGUAAGCGAGAAGGGCUCAGUCCAAAACCUCGGCAGAGUUCUCGAUGCCCAGAGCGGUACGGUCACCUGCGUGCUACCACCACCCGGGGGUGAUUGGUCCGCGAAAUGGCCAGGCGUGCCGGAGUCUAUAGGCCAAACGUCAACAAACGUCGGAGAUGUGCACAAGAGUGUGAAGGACCUUGGCUACGUGUAUUCACGGUACUUCACUCGCGGCUUGGAAGAAGGCUGGUUCAAAGCGCAGCCGCAGGAGGUGGUCCCGGGUGGGCUCAAUGGCAUCCAGAGCGCAUUGGAGAGGCUCAAGGACGGUACCGCCAGCGCGGUCAAGUACGUCUUCAAGAUUAGCGAAACUCCAGGGGCUGGCAGUGGUAGCUAGAUCGAAUACCAGACCACAACCGCCACGACAGAGCGGCUUUUGCACCCGACCGAUCCGAUUG